CCGGUUCUCCUUCCUAAGGUCUGCAGCCCAGUAAAGAUGGCGGCCCUCAGGGCUGUGUGCAGCCUCCGCGGUGUCGGGGCCCAGGUGCUGCGGGCCGGGUCUGGGAUCCGUCUGCCGAGUCAGCCCAGCAGAGGCGCUCGGCGAUGGCAGCCAGAUAUAGAAUGGGCAGAGCAGUUUUCGGGAGCUGUCAUGUAUCCCUCCAAGGAAACAGCCCACUGGAAACCUCCUCCUUGGAAUGAUGUGGAUGUUUUGAAGGAAAAAGUGGUGACCAACGUGACCCUGAACUUUGGGCCCCAGCACCCAGCAGCUCAUGGAGUCCUGAGACUCGUGCUGGAAUUGAGUGGAGAGAUGGUGCGGAAAUGUGACCCUCACAUCGGGCUCCUGCACCGAGGCACGGAGAAGCUCAUCGAGUACAAGACCUAUCUGCAGGCCCUUCCAUAUUUUGACCGGUUGGACUAUGUGUCCAUGAUGUGUAAUGAACAGGCGUAUUCACUAGCUGUGGAGAAGUUGCUAAACAUCCAGCCUCCUCCCCGGGCGCAGUGGAUCCGAGUGCUCUUUGGAGAGAUCACACGGAUUUUAAACCAUAUCAUGGCUGUCACCACACAUGCCCUGGACAUUGGUGCCAUGACGCCUUUCUUCUGGAUGUUUGAAGAAAGGGAGAAGAUGUUCGAGUUCUAUGAGCGGGUAUCUGGAGCCCGUAUGCAUGCUGCUUAUAUCCGACCAGGAGGAGUGCACCAGGACCUACCUCUUGGGCUUAUGGAUGACAUUUAUGAAUUUUCCAAGAACUUCUCUCUUCGGAUUGAUGAGGUGGAGGAGAUGCUGACCAACAAUAGAAUCUGGCGAAAUAGGACAGUCGACAUUGGGGUUGUAUCUGCAGAAGAUGCACUGAACUAUGGAUUCAGUGGAGUGAUGCUCCGAGGCUCAGGCAUCCAGUGGGACUUGCGGAAGACCCAGCCAUAUGACGUUUACGACCAGGUCGAGUUUGAUGUUCCUAUUGGUUCUCGAGGGGACUGCUACGAUAGGUACCUGUGUCGUGUGGAGGAGAUGCGCCAGUCCCUUCGAAUCAUUGAACAGUGUCUGAACAAGAUGCCGCCGGGGGAGAUCAAGGUUGAUGACGCCAAAGUGUCCCCACCUAAACGAGCAGAGAUGAAGACGUCCAUGGAGUCACUAAUUCAUCACUUUAAGCUGUAUACUGAGGGCUACCAAGUUCCUCCAGGAGCCACAUACACCGCCAUUGAAGCUCCUAAGGGCGAGUUUGGGGUGUACUUGGUAUCUGAUGGCAGCAGCCGACCUUAUCGGUGUAAGAUCAAGGCUCCCGGUUUUGCCCACCUGGCAGGUUUGGACAAGAUGUCUAAAGGACACAUGCUGGCAGAUGUCGUAGCCAUCAUAGGCACCCAGGAUAUUGUAUUUGGAGAAAUAGACCGAUGAGCAAAAGCACAGCCUGCGAGCUCCCUUGCCUGUCAGCUGCUUCAUCGAGCGAGGCCUUUGUGUGGUGGGAAAUGAGGCUGUGUUUCAGCAAACAAACAUGUACUCGUUGACUUAGCUGCACAGGCUUUCUGUGCAUGUACUAGAAAUGGAGAAAUUAUAUUAAAUUAGCCACCUUUGGCCCCUAAACUCAA
This is a messenger RNA of Rattus rattus (black rat), 1619 nucleotides long. It is a transcript of the gene Ndufs2, whose product is annotated as NADH:ubiquinone oxidoreductase core subunit S2. The record is from RefSeq and is a predicted model, not a curated record. Gene Ontology annotation, biological process: mitochondrial electron transport, NADH to ubiquinone. NCBI's taxonomy places the organism in Eukaryota, Metazoa, Chordata, Mammalia, Rodentia, Muridae. Bases 37 to 1428 code for a protein of 463 amino acids. The transcript is spliced from 13 exons. Gene Ontology annotation, molecular function: NADH dehydrogenase (ubiquinone) activity; NAD binding; quinone binding.